AUGGGGCCAUUGGUGGUGUUAGAGGUUCCUCUACCAGCUGCUUCUCAGUCGCCUGCUUCAGAUGCUAGCUCUAUCUUCUUUGGUUCUUUCAGACUGCCUUGGCCUGGGCCUACUUUUCCUGGUGCACGGGGUCUGCCUUUCUCGGUAGAGGUCCCACAGGUGCUGCUUGCUGCUCCGCCUGAUGGUGGUGUCAUCCGGUCCUUUGAACCGUCACAGUCAGCUGCCCACCCGUCAGCAGGGGGUCGCCCCCUUGAGGUAACUGUUGUUGCUUGUUCUUUCUCGACUGCGGCCUCUGUUGCUUUGACCUCUAUCGAUUCGUCUCCCAUAGCCAGCCCAUCUCCUUCUGUUGCCUGUUCCUUACUACUUACCCUUGUUACCGGCCCCCCUAUGCCCCUCCUACCAUCCAUGACCGCCUCCUUUGCCCACCUACUCUGGUUUUCUUCUGUUUCCAUUGACAGUUGCAUUGUCGCUAGCUUGCCUUCCCUGCGUGUUUUGCACCCCGCACUCAACCGCGGUUAUUCUCGCAACCCCACCUGCUUGCCCCUUCCCCCGGUUAGCCCUGCCCUCCCCCACCUCCCUUGUGUUGGCACUUUUUCCCCCACCUUGUGUUCUGAUCCUGCGUCCACUGCUACCCCCUCAUCCUCCCCUCCGCCUCCUGCUCGGUUGCCUGGUCCCACCACCGGACCUUCUGUUUCUCCUCUCUUGCCCGAUAGGUUGCCACCUGUUUCUCCCUUGUUAAACGCUGAGCUAGGCAUCUCCCUUCCGGAUGCGCUUGCCUCUCUUAAGGUCACGCUUCCUCAGGAGCAGCUUGAUUUUUUGCGUUCUUCAUUUGUUGCUAUUGUUGCGCCGGCCUCCCACUCCAACCUUACUAGGUUGCGGCGAUAA
Messenger RNA from Nymphaea colorata (pocket water lily), 885 nucleotides. RefSeq lists its product as uncharacterized. NCBI's taxonomy places the organism in Eukaryota, Viridiplantae, Streptophyta, Magnoliopsida, Nymphaeales, Nymphaeaceae. The transcript has 3 exons. The coding region runs from base 1 to 885 and encodes 294 amino acids. The record is from RefSeq and is a predicted model, not a curated record.